UUCCGGCGUGGCCGGUGGAGUGGGAGAAGGCGCGCGGCCCUCGCCGCUGUCUCCCUCCCUCACGCUCUCUCGGGCAACAUGGCGGGUGUGGCGGAGGCAGCGGCCUCUGGCAGUCACCUGAAUGGCGACCUGGAUCCGGACGAGCGGGAGGACGGAGCUGCCUCCACGGCUGAGGAGGCAGCCAAGAAGAAGAGACGGAAGAAGAAGAAGAGCAAAGGGACCGGCUCAGCAGGGCAGCAGGAACCUGAUAAAGAAGCCACAGUGGAUGAGGUAGCAACACAGUUGGAAAAACAAGCUCUGGAAGAAAAGGAAAGAGAUGAUGAUGACGAAGAUGGUGAUGGUGAUGGAGAUGGAGCAGCUGGAAAGAAGAAGAAAAAGAAGAAGAAGAAGAAAGGAUCAAAAGUUCAAACAGACCCUCCCUCAAUUCCAGUAUGUGAACAGUAUCCAAAUGGUGUCUAUCCCAAAGGACAGGAGUGCGAAUACCCCCCCACACAAGAUGGGCGAACAGCUGCUUGGAGAACUACAAGUGAAGAAAAGAAAGCUUUAGAUCAAGCUAGUGAAGAAAUUUGGAAUGAUUUUCGGGAAGCUGCAGAAGCACAUCGACAAGUUAGAAAAUAUGUUAUGAGCUGGAUCAAGCCGGGAAUGACAAUGAUAGAGAUCUGUGAAAAGCUGGAAGACUGCUCACGCAAGCUAAUCAAAGAAAAUGGAUUGAGUGCAGGCCUGGCAUUUCCUACUGGUUGUUCUCUCAACAAUUGUGCCGCCCAUUAUACUCCCAAUGCUGGAGACACAACAGUAUUACAGUAUGAUGACAUCUGCAAGAUAGACUUUGGAACACACAUAAGUGGAAGAAUUAUCGACUGUGCUUUUACUGUCACUUUUAAUCCUAAAUAUGACCAAUUAUUAAAAGCAGUGAAAGAUGCUACUAAUACCGGAAUAAAGUGUGCUGGAAUUGAUGUUCGUCUGUGUGAUGUUGGUGAGGCCAUCCAAGAAGUUAUGGAAUCCUACGAAGUUGAAAUAGAUGGGAAGACAUAUCAAGUGAAACCAAUCCGUAAUCUAAAUGGACAUUCAAUUGGGCCAUAUAGAAUACAUGCUGGGAAAACAGUUCCCAUUGUAAAAGGAGGGGAAGCUACAAGAAUGGAGGAAGGAGAAGUAUAUGCCAUUGAAACCUUCGGUAGUACAGGAAAAGGUGUUGUUCAUGAUGAUAUGGAAUGCUCACAUUACAUGAAAAAUUUUGAUGUCGGACAUGUGCCAAUAAGGCUUCCAAGAGCAAAACACUUGUUAAAUGUCAUCAACGAAAACUUUGGCACCCUGGCCUUCUGCCGCAGAUGGCUGGAUCGCUUGGGAGAAAGUAAAUAUCUGAUGGCUCUGAAGAAUCUGUGUGACUUGGGCAUUGUCGACCCAUAUCCACCAUUGUGUGACAUUAAAGGAUCGUAUACAGCGCAGUUUGAACAUACCAUACUGCUGCGUCCAACAUGUAAAGAAGUGGUCAGCAGAGGAGAUGACUAUUAAAUUUAGUCCAAAGCAACCUCAACAUCUUACUUUCUGAGUUUUGUUGGAAUACAUUGUACCAGAAUUAAUUUACAAUAUCUAUUUUAACAGUGGACCUGUGUAAUACUUUUAUCCAUGUUUAAAGAAAAUCGAUCAAAGGCAAAACAUCUGAUGUAAUUAACCAAGGAAAAAGCAUUCAGGACUUUGAAAUGUUAAUUGCUUUUCCCUGUCUAGGAAAUGCUAGAAAGCUCAAAUUAGUUAGGAAUGACUUACCCAGUUUUGUUUUGAACAGCUAAGAGAUGCUUUUUGGAUAUUUAUAUUGCCAUAUUCUUACUUGAAUGCUUUGAAUGACUACAUCCAAGUUUGCACCUCUGCCCUCUGGUAUUGCUUUUUAACCUUCCUGGAAUCCAUUUUCUAAAAAAUAAAGACAUUUUCAGAUCUGAAA
Molecule: messenger RNA, 1933 nt
Organism: Ochotona curzoniae (black-lipped pika)
Lineage: Eukaryota; Metazoa; Chordata; Mammalia; Lagomorpha; Ochotonidae
Gene: METAP2
Product: methionyl aminopeptidase 2
Exons: 11
Coding region: 79-1509 (476 amino acids)
Biological process (GO): proteolysis
Molecular function (GO): metalloaminopeptidase activity
Source: RefSeq, a predicted model, not a curated record